Messenger RNA from Gadus chalcogrammus (walleye pollock), 1670 nucleotides. It is a transcript of the gene copz2, whose product is annotated as COPI coat complex subunit zeta 2. The record is from RefSeq and is a predicted model, not a curated record. Gene Ontology annotation, cellular component: COPI vesicle coat. The transcript has 10 exons. The coding region runs from base 79 to 648 and encodes 189 amino acids. Lineage: Eukaryota; Metazoa; Chordata; Actinopteri; Gadiformes; Gadidae. Gene Ontology annotation, biological process: retrograde vesicle-mediated transport, Golgi to endoplasmic reticulum; intracellular protein transport; intra-Golgi vesicle-mediated transport.
UGCGUAAACGCGCUCGCGCAGCGGCACCACUAGGAUGACAGCUCAGACCUGUCCACGUCAACAGCGAACACAGACGCGAUGGAUUCCAUGUCCAUGGAGCCGUCCCUCUACACAGUGAAGGCUCUCUUCAUCCUCGACAACGAUGGCAACAGGUUGCUGUCAAAGUAUUACGACCCUGAGCUGUACCCUUCUAUGAAGGAGCAGAACAACUUUGAGAAGAAUGUUUUUAACAAGACCCACAAGGCAGACAAUGAGAUAGCGUUCUUGGAGGGGAUGACUGUGGUCUAUAAGAGCAGUAUAGAUCUCUUCUUCUACGUGGUUGGCAGCCCGCAGGAGAAUGAGUUGAUGCUGAUGUCGGUGUUGAACUGCCUGUUUGACUCACUCACUCAGAUCCUCAGAAAGAAUGUGGAGCGCAGAUACCUCCUAGAGAACAUGGAAGGAGUGUUCCUGGUGGUGGACGAAAUCAUCGAUGGCGGGGUCAUCCUGGAGAGCGACCCACAGCAGGUUCUGCAGAAGGUCAACUAUAAGUCGGAUGAGAGCCCAUUAUCGGAACAGAGUGUGGCCCAGCAUAUAACAGAAAAACUGGCUCUUACUACGAAUGUGAUACAAUCGGCAAAGGACCAAAUUAAAUGGUCUAUCCUGAAAUAAAGGCCUAUAUGGAUCAAAGGAACGAUACUGCAAGAUAUAGGAAAAAUAUGCUACAAGAAGCAAACCCUUUAUUUUCUUACUGCGCUAAAGGGACGUUCAGUUUAUGGGCUUUCAUGCUGGUACCUAAAAUGAUUGUAGCUAAAAAAUAUUUUUUGCUAUACAAUUAUAUUUGUAUGUUUUGUAUGUAUAGUUGGAUUUGUUUAAUUUAUUGGAGUUUAGGGAUGACUGUAUUGGUCUCUAAGCGAGAUGUGGUUCAUUUAAAUAAAAAAUAUGUAGAAAAGCAUAUGAAAUAAAUAAGUUUAAAAUCAUAUCCAAAGCAUUAACCUUAAACGAAUAUAGUUACUUUUGAAGAAAAUGUAGUUCCAUAACAUUAAGGCGGCCUGUUUUUGAACAUUAUUACUGAAGGCUGUUAUGAUAUUUAAAAAAUAUAUAUUUGUUAGUGAAGGAGGUUGCGAUAACAUUUUCUGAAGUAAAAAUAUAAAAAGUAAUAACAUGAUUAUUACAUAAAUCAUAAACGCAUUAUUUCAUAUGUACAGGCCUAUAUGUGUAAUACAUUUGUUUAUGUAGUUUGACAUUUGCAUGUUAAUAUAUUAUUUUUUCACCGUUUCCCAUUGUUCGAUCAAAUAAUGAAAUUAUUCAAAGAGUUUGAGGGAAAGGUUGACAGGUUAUUUGUGUGUUUUUUUGUUAAGAAUGUAAUGUGUUACUGCACUUUUUGCUUUUCAUGUGGAUUAAACUGUUUCUAUUUUUUUGCCAAGUAAUUAAUGCAUUUGUAGAUCAUCUAACAUAUUGGUGACAUUCAAUAUCGAAAAAAAACUAUUUGUUGCCAAAAUUAUCGAAUAAUGUAGUCUAUUUUAGUAACAAAACGGUGAUUUAUAUUACAUUUUAUAUAUUUUUAGUUAAAGCCGAAUACAUUAUGCUUUGUUUAUGUGAUUUCCUGAUAACGAAUUUGGCAUAUGAGAUUUGUGAAACGACAAAUAAAUAAAAACAAUGCAAGUCUUUAUUUUGGUUUUAUAUAUUGUUCU